AUGGCAGACAACGAUGUACUCGAUAUCCUGGGCCAAACCCCAGGCCUUUACAAGCUGUACACCCAAAUUUCCUCAAUCUACCCCGUCUCCGAGCCCUCGUGCCAUGACAGCAUCAUCGAUACUUUGACGAACGGCCUCGACCGAUUGGCAAAAUGUUUCCCGUGGCUUACUGGCCAUGUUGUUAAUGAGGGCGCAGGGGAAGGUAACACGGGCAUCUUCAGAAUCAUCCCUCUCGACAAAAUCCAGCUCGUGGUGAAAGACCUACGAAAUGACCCCUCCGCGCCGACGAUGGAAAGUCUGCGCCAUGCCAAGUACCCGUUCACAAUGCUCGACGAGAAAAUGAUUGCGCCUUGCACAACUCUCAAUCUACCCGGCAAUCCGCCAAGCAUCGCGACCGAGUCGGCAUUGGUCUUCUGUGUCCAGGCAAAUUUUAUCGAGGGCGGUCUGAUCCUCACAAUCGUCACUCAGCAUAAUGUCAUGGACCUGACUGGUCAAGAUUCUAUUACUAGGCUAUUGUCCAAGGCUUGCCACAAUGAGCCCUUCACAAGCGAGGAGCUCGCAGUUGGAAACAUGAACCGGAGUCGGAUCAUUCCUCUAUUAAAUGAGUCGUAUACACCGGGCCCUGAGCUCACUCACCAGACUGUGAAACCAAAGCCAGUCGAUGACGCUGGUUCAGAGCGCGCGGUACCCCCGAAGUCUACUUGGGCUUACGUUGAGUUUUCUGCUGCCCAGCUUGAGUUUCUCAAGACUCUUGCCUUGAAUACAUUGCCGCCCUCCACAGAAUUUAUCUCGACGAACGAUGCGGUCAGCGCGUUUGUGUGGCAGUCCAUUGCCCGAGCCCGGGCGCCUCGUCUGGAAGCGAGCUCUGAGUCAAUGCUCACUCGAGCUGUUGAUAUGAGACAGCGCUUGGGAGUUCAUAAAGACUAUCCGGGACUGCUCCAGACUCUGACAUACAACUCCGAUACGAUCAAGAAGCUAUCAGAAGAGCCAUUGGGUGUCGUUGCCGCACAACUUCGGUCCCAGCUUGAUCCUGCGAAGAAUGAUCUCGCAUUCAAGACUCGUGCCCUUGCUACGGUUAUGAGUCGCUCGGCGGACAAGUCUAAGACUAGCUUCACCGCCACGGUUAAUGCUUCAACGGAUUUCAUGCUCAGUUCGUGGUCGAGCGUCAGCUGCUAUGAACUCGAUUUCAAUCUGGAUCUAGGAAAGCCUGAAGCCGUGCGAAGGCCUUGCUUUACUCCCUUUGAGGGUUUAGGGUAUUUGAUGCCUCGGUCACCUGCUGGGGAAAUGCCCGUUGCGAUCUGUUUGAGAGAUGAAGAUUGGCAGCGGCUGAAAGCAGACGGGGAGUUUACACGAUAUGCCACGUACAUUGGGUAA
Messenger RNA from Penicillium bovifimosum, 1374 nucleotides. Its product is annotated as Transferase. NCBI's taxonomy places the organism in Eukaryota, Fungi, Ascomycota, Eurotiomycetes, Eurotiales, Aspergillaceae. The record is from RefSeq and is a predicted model, not a curated record. The transcript has a single exon. The coding region runs from base 1 to 1374 and encodes 457 amino acids.